AUGGGCAGCUGGUGCAUCAAUGAAAUCGAGCCAUGCGAUCCUUUAGAGGGGAGAAAAUUGGAUGGCUCUUGCAUCAAUAUCAAACAUCCCACCAGAGGAGCGGCUCAUACACCAACGUUGAGGUUACUACCAGCAGAAUACGAUAAAGAUUUUGAGCCUAGGAAAGCAAAAUCUGGAGAUCCACUUCCCCUUGCUAGAUCAGUUAGAACAACUGUUUUGGCAGAGGGAAGAAUAUCAAGUUCGACGUUCACUCAACUUUUAACGCAUUUUUGGGUAUUUAUAUCUGCUGAUGUCGUAUCCGUCCAUGAUACAGUAAAUUAUAUCAAAUGGACACCUUACUGUUGUGAAGAGAAGGGAAAAACUGAUAAAAAAUGCACUCCAAUUAAGAUACCUGAUGAUGAUCCGGUACACAGAUUUUCUUCUAUAAGAUGUUUCAAUUUGACAAGACCAGAGAGUUUUCAAUCGAGAGGGUGUUUGAAGAAUGAUACGUCGCCUGAGAGAAUUACAACAGCGACUCCAUUAUUUGACUUGUCACAUUUAUAUGGAACAUCAUUAAAGACACUAAAUGCAAAGAGUAGACAACUCGAGAAAGGUCUGUUAAAGAUUGAAGUAGCUAAUGGAAAAAUUUGGCCACCCAGCGUGAAGGGUAAAGACCAUGUAUGCUUCUUAAAUCAGUUACCCCAAGAAACUCGAUGCCAUGAUUUACCGGAAAGCGGCGGUAACAGUGUUUUAGGCAUAAAUUUGUUUACUAUUUGGUCAUGGCGUUUGCACAAUCGUGUAGCCACUGGACUAGCAGAAGUAAAUCCCUGCUGGAACGACGACAAACUUUUCUUCACGGCGAGGGAAAUUGUGAUAGCUAUUAUUAUGCAGAUUUAUUAUUAUGAACUAUCACCAGCCUUGAUGGGCUAUGAUAAUUUGAUCAAAGCUGGUGUCCUCUCGCCAAAGAAAGAAUUCAGAGAUUUAUACGAUAAUAAUUCAAUACCACAAAUCACACUCGAGUUUCCAUAUGUUUUGCGGUGGGCUCACACCAUUCAAGAAGGAAAUUUAAAAAUGUAUGACGAAAAUGGCAUUUAUUUAAAAGAGACUAAAAUAGUUAAUUUGACACUAAGAACUGGUUACUUAGAUGAAAAUUUGGAGUAUAUUACCCACGGAGUCUUCAGGCAGCCUUCUGCUAAAUUUGACUAUGUUAUUGAUCCAGAUGUAGGGGAAUUUACUAUAGGUCCUCAUCAGACAGCCUCUGAUGUUUUAACCAGUGAUCUGACAAAAAAUCGUUACUUUGGUUUCGCUCCAUACGUUCAAUACAGAAAGCUUUGCUCCGGCAAGACGUAUCGCACGUUUGAUGACUUAAGUGAUGUUAUUGAUUCUGAGAGAAUUCAAUUGCUUAAAGAAAAAUACAAGCAUAUAGAAGAUAUCGACUUAAUGGCGGGUAUAUGGUCAGAAAGGCUAAUUAAAGGGGGCUAUGUCCCUUCUACCCUCUACUGUGUCGUCGUAGACCAAAUGUACAGGAAUAUAGUCACAGACAGACAUUGGUAUGAAAGACCUAACCGACCCAACGCGUUUACUUUAGGCAAGUUAUUUUUUAUUAAAAAGAAAAAUAAUUUUCAGAGUUUCCUUAUAUUUUUACUUACAAUAUAUUAUGUUAUAGAACAACUUUUGGAAGUAAGGAAGGCGUCAAUUGCGCAGAUCAUGUGUGCUGUAGCUGAUAAAGUGACAACCAUACAACCACAUGCUUUCUUUAUGCCUGGGCCAGGUUGGUGUAUCAAUGAAAUCAUACCAUGCAAUCCAUAUGAAGGGAGAAGAUUUGAUGGUUCCUGCUAUAAUCUUAAGUAUCCCAGCAGAGGAGCGGCUCACACGCCCAAUUUAAGAUUACUACCUGCAGAUUAUGAUACAGAUUUCGAACCUAGAAAGGCCAAGUCCGGAGAACCCCUACCGCUCCCUAGAUCAGUUAGGACGACACUGUUGGCCGAAGGAAGGGUACCAGAUUCGACAUUUACUCAACUCUUACCACAUUUCUGGUUGUUCGUUACUAGCGACAUCUUAUCCGUCCACGACACAGUAAACUAUGUUAGGUGGACACCUCAUUGUUGUCAAGAAAAAGGAAAAACAGAUAAAAAAUGCAUUCAAAUGAAAAUACCUGACGAUGAUCCAGUACAUAGAUUUUCUUCUAUAAGAUGCUUUAAUUUAACAAGACCUCACACUUUUCAAAAUAGUGGUUGUUUGAAAAAUGACACUGUUCCUGAAAGAAUUACAUCAGCAUCUCCGAUAUUUGACCUAUCUCAAAUAUAUGGAAUGUCGCUGAAGGUACUCAAUACUAAGAGUAGAAAAUUUGAGAAAGGCUUGCUGAAAUUUGAAGUAUCUAACGGGAAAAUAUGGCCACCCAGUGCGAAGGGCAAGCAUUUGUGCACUCUGAAUCAGUUACCUCAUGAAACUAGAUGUCAUGACAUACCGGAAAUUGGCGGAAAUAGUGUAUUGGGGGCAAAUUUAUUUACGAUUUGGACAUGGCGUUUGCACAAUCAUAUAGCAUCUGGGCUAGCAGAAAUCAAUCCCUGCUGGGACGACGAGAGACUCUUCUUUACGACGAGGGAAUUAGUUAUCGCUAUUAAUAUGCAAAUUUACUACUAUGAACUAUUGCCUGCGUUGAUGGGUUAUGAUAAUUUAGUUCAAACUGGUGUUCUCUCACCAACUAAUGACUUUAGAGAUAUAUACGAUGAUAAUAUAGUGCCACAAAUCUCACUGGAGUUUCCACAUAUUUUGCGUUGGGCUCAUACCAUUCAAGAAGGAACUUUAAAAAUGUAUGACACAAACGGAGUUUACUUAAAGGAGACUAAGCUUGUUAAUUUAACUCUAAGAACUGGAUAUUUAGAAGAUAACUUGGAAUAUAUCACCCAAGGAGCCUUUAGACAGCCCUCCGGUAAAGUUGAUUACGUUAUCGAUCCAGAUAUGGCGGAAUCGGCUUUGGCUGGUCAUCAGGCAGCCUCUGAUGUUUUCACCAGUGAUCUGACGAAAAAUCGGUACUUUGGUUUCGCUCCAUACGUUCAAUACAGAAAGCUGUGCUCCGGCAAGACGUAUCGCACGUUUGAUGACUUGUAUGAUGUUAUUGAUCCUGAGAGAAUAGAAUUGCUUAAAGAAAAAUACAAGCACGUGGAGGAUAUCGACUUAAUAGCGGGUGUAUGGUUAGAAAGACCUAUUGAAGGAGGCUAUGCCCCUCCCACACUAUACUGUAUCGUCGUAGACCAAAUGUACAGGAACAUAGUGUCAGACAGACAUUGGUAUGAAAGACCUAACCGACCAAAUGCUUUUUCUAUAGAUCAGCUCUUGGAAAUAAGGAAGACUUCAGUUGCGCAGAUCAUGUGUGCUGUAGCUGAUAAAGUAACCACCAUACAACCACAUGCAUUCUUUUUGCCUGGACCUGGG
This is a messenger RNA of Brenthis ino (lesser marbled fritillary), 3414 nucleotides long. The record is from the annotation of a GenBank genome assembly. NCBI's taxonomy places the organism in Eukaryota, Metazoa, Arthropoda, Insecta, Lepidoptera, Nymphalidae.